Molecule: messenger RNA, 1567 nt
Organism: Pyrus x bretschneideri (Chinese white pear)
Lineage: Eukaryota; Viridiplantae; Streptophyta; Magnoliopsida; Rosales; Rosaceae
Product: protein WHAT'S THIS FACTOR 9, mitochondrial
Molecular function (GO): RNA binding
Source: RefSeq, a predicted model, not a curated record
AAAAAAAAUUUGGCUGAUAGACAAGUAAUUUAACUAAAAAUUUCUUAUUUAAAGGGUCCAUAGCUCAAUGGUAGAACAUUCGACUGCAGAUCGAGCUUGACUGAAACUUCCUACAAAAGGCCGCCAUUGCUGCAACCUCUCAGUUUAUCUUUCUGAAUCCGCCCCGCGACAGAUUUAUCUGAUUGUCCCCUAAACCCCUACACAUGUUACUCAAGAAACCCACCUCCAAAACCCUAAAAACCCUAAUUUUCCCCUCUUUAAACCCAACCUUUUCCUUCCUGCACCUCCCCCAAAACCCUCCUCACACCCACACCCAGAAAUCCACCUACGUCGAUGUGUACAUGAAAUGGAAGAAAGACCCUUACUUUGAUUCACUCGAUCAAAUCCACAAGUCCAUUGUUCUUAAACCCAUCAUUUCCCUCAAGAAUUUGAUUGCCCAAAACCCCAGUGGCUGCAUCCCAAUCUCUGAUGUCUCCAAAAGGGGGAUUCAAUUGGAGGUCCCCAUGAAGGUUGCAAGGUUUCUGAGGCUGUACCCUUCGAUUUUCGAGGAGUUUACCGGCCCGAAACACAAUCUUCCAUGGUUUAGAUUGACCCCAGAAGCUGAUGAGAUUGAUAGGGAGGAGAAAAGGGUUUGUGAGGAAUGUAGGGAGGAUUUAAGGGAUAGGUUGAAAAGGUUGAUUCUGAUGAGCGAAAAAAAGAUCUUGCCUUUGAAGAUUGUUCAGGGAAUGCAGUGGUAUUUGGGUUUGCCUGAUGAUUUCGUGCGAAACACGGAUGCCAAUUUGGAUGAGAGUUUUAGAUUUGUGGAGAUGGAGGAUGGGAUGCAGGGGUUGGCUGUUGAGAGUAGUGAGAAGGUGUUGUCAGUGGUGCAGAGGACUGCAAUGAAGAGAGGGGUUAUUUCGGAGCUCCGAUGGAGGCAGCAUGAGUUCCCACUUUUCCCCUCUAAGGGUUUGAGGCUGAGGAGGAAGAUUAUGGGUUGGUUGGAGGAGUUUCAGAAGCUUCCCUACGUUUCGCCUUACGAGGAUUUUUCUCAUCUGGAUCCGGACAGUGAUGUAUCGGAGAAGCGCGUGGUGGGGCUUCUUCAUGAGUUGCUGAGUCUGUUUGUUGAGCAUUCAGCAGAGAGGAAGAAGCUUCUGUGUCUUAAGAAACAUAUGGGGAUGCCGCAGAAAGUGCACAAGGCGUUUGAGAGGCAUCCCCAUAUGUUUUACUUGUCUCUGAGGAACAGGACUUGCACUGCAAUCCUCAAAGAGGCUUACCGUGAUGAGUCUGCUAUUGGGAGGCAUCCGCUUUCGGGGGUGAGGAUGAAGUACAUUGAUUUGAUGAGGGAGUCGGCCGCGAUCUUGAAGAAUAGGAGAGUGAAAAACCGGUUUGUUGAUCGAUUGGAUUCGCAUACGGAAAUUGAAGAUGGAAAGGAGAUUGCAGAGUGUUCUUACUUGUCUGACAGAGGAGUUCAAAAUUAGAAAUGAAAUUGGAAGCUUAAACUUUGGAAAAUUACACGUUCUUUGCCAUUUGGCUGUGGAUGAGAUUUUUUUGACGCAACAAUGAAAGAGAACUGAAAAAUUACAUGUUA